Messenger RNA from Oryzias melastigma (Indian medaka), 1827 nucleotides. Its product is annotated as 5-hydroxytryptamine receptor 3A. NCBI's taxonomy places the organism in Eukaryota, Metazoa, Chordata, Actinopteri, Beloniformes, Adrianichthyidae. Gene Ontology annotation, biological process: regulation of membrane potential; nervous system process; monoatomic ion transmembrane transport. The record is from RefSeq and is a predicted model, not a curated record. Gene Ontology annotation, cellular component: membrane; neuron projection; synapse. The transcript has 7 exons. Gene Ontology annotation, molecular function: transmembrane signaling receptor activity; neurotransmitter receptor activity; extracellular ligand-gated monoatomic ion channel activity. The coding region runs from base 590 to 1744 and encodes 384 amino acids.
AUCAUUAAUAAUAGAUAGUGAAUCUUUGGCCAGGUUUGUGGCUACUUUGCAUUCCAUGAAGGAGUGAAGUGUAGUUUAGCUACACCAGCUCUGACAUUAUGGAGGAGAAAUGAAUACUUAAAUAACUGAUAUUUCUCUUGGCGUCCCUCUCCUGGGCAGGGGUAAGUGACCUUUGCCUUGCUCUCUCCUUGACCUCCCGUGGCGUGGACGGGUAGUUGCCUGGAGUGUGGGGCGAGUCUAGUGUUGAGAAGGGAGCAUGCCCUGCCUGUGGUUGGGGUGGGGAAUUGCUAAUAUGGGGCUGGGAGGCAGCAAGUUGCUGGAGGCCAAUUUAUUUAUAAUGCAACAUUUCAUAGGGAUGUACUGGGAAAAAUAAUACAUUGAUAUACAUUAUCAGUAUAAUUUGUUAGUUUUGCAGGUCAGGAUAAAUGGUUUAAUGGACAGCAUGUAACCCCCAGGUCAUAGUUUGCCCACCCCGGAUUUAUAUAGCAGUUUUUCAGAACAAUGUAAUCAAUCAAUGUUUGUGAAUAACCAAAUUAACGAUUACUCUCUGCAUUGUUCAUUUUAGCUGUCUUGUCAACCGCAGAUUCCGAUGAGUUUCAGAAUGGGUCACUCCCUUCUGACAAUGGUUUUCCUGAAACAUCAGGUAAAGUACACAAGAUACACCAUUAAAUGUAUAACCUUUAAUAACACAAACAAACACUUUAUUCACGUUUUUGUAACUCUAGAAGAAAAUUGCAGCUAUCACGAUGUUUUGGGAUACCUGAAACUGACCACAGACAACAGCCUGUUUACCAUGAGCCGGCCGGUUAAACACCACCGUAGAACAACACCAGUGCACCUUCAAAUGGCGCUUUAUGCAAUUCUAGACGUGAGAGAGAUUGAUCAAACUUUUAUUUCAUAUGUCUGGAUUUACAUGACAUGGACUAAUGAACAUAUUCAGUGGAAGCCUGAAGACUUUUGUGGAAUUUCAAAUGUGACAAUUCCAAAUAACGCUUUAUGGAAACCUGAUCUGACAAUUGAGGAGAUGAUAGAGAAGGACAAAGCCCCACCAAGUCCUCUUCUUCAAAUAUUUUAUAAUGGCACAGUGUUUUAUAAGAAUGAUCAAGUGAUCAUCAGCACCUGCCAGAUGCGCGUUUACAAAUUUCCCUUUGACACUCAGAGCUGUAAUAUCACCUUCAGGUCAAUCUUACACAGCGGUGAAAUUAAUUUGACAGUGAAUGAAAACAAUUCAGAAAUUACAAUGUGGUCACGUGAAAUAAUGCUGACGCAGUACGAGUGGGUGUUUAUCAGCAUGUCAGUCGACAAGCACUUGGAAGACAAUUUGGGCUGCAUACAAACGUCAGUCAUUUACACUAUCACCAUGAAAAGACGGUCCAUCCUCUAUUGUGCCAAUUUUUUGAUUCCCAUCUUGUUCCUGCUGAUGUUGGAUUUGGCCUCUUUCCUUAUUCCGAAAACUGGAGGUGAAAAGCUAGGCUUCAAAGUCACUGUCCUGCUCGCAGUGACGGUGAUGCAGCUUCUACUUAAUGAGAUUCUGCCAUCCUCAACGGACACAAUUCCACUUGUAGUUCUCUACUGUAUUGGAAUAUUUGGUCUGAUGCUGCUCAGCCUCAUGGAGACAAUUCUGGUCAUGUAUUUGUUGGAGAAAGACUCUGAAUCCCAGGACAGUGAAGGGGAUCCAGCUUUCUAUGCAGAGCAAAAUGACAAGAUAAUUAAACUCAACAGCAGAAAUAAUUUUACAGGUUAGACCUGCCUCAUAAUCUACAGAUAUUCAGAUAAGAUCACAAUAUGUCAAAAACAAUCAAGCUGUAGUUUGUUUUCUGUAAGGAA